AUAGCCAUUCUGGAAAAAAGAUAAAAAUCAGUGUGUCCCUUCCAUUAAAUCCCACAGCAUCACAGCACUAUUUUCCUCUUCUUCUCGCCUCUCUUUCUCUCUCAAAGUGUUGCUGUUGCAGAGAGAGAAUGGAUUGAGAAAUCUCUCUCUCUUUCUCUUCCCAUUUCACUCUCCUUUGGAUCAAUCGGCUUCUUUGCUAUGGAAGACACGGAUUCAGUUGCUACGCUGAUAGAUUCUACAACUUCUAAGAUACAACAGCUGCAAAAGGCGUUUGCUGAACUUGAAAGUUAUCGGGCUGUUACUCUUAACUUGAAAUGGAAAGAACUAGAGGAACAUUUUCAUGGGCUUGAGAAAUCCUUGAAAAGGCGCUUUCAUGAAUUGGAAGACCAGGAAAAAGAGUUUGAGAACAAAACAAGGAAGGCUCAAGAGAUGUUGGAGAAACGGGAAGCGGAUGUUUUUGCCAAGGAGCAAGCCUCCUUGCGGGGGCUUCAAGAGAAAAGGGAUGCUGCUGUAUUUGCCAUUGUGAAUGCUCAAGAAAAGCAUAGGAAGGUGUCGUCAAAUGAAUUGGCUGUUGCCUCCAAUGGGGGUAGGGAGACACCAGAUGUGGAGGAGAGACUGGUGGAUUCCGUCUCCAUUACUGCUGAAGGUAAUGUGGAAGAUGUGAAGCUCUAUCCUGGAAAUGGAAACAUGGAGGUGAUGUCUUAUCCAGAAUUGGUGAAACUAUGUAAAGAGAUGGAUGCUGCUGGACUACACAAAUUCAUAUCUGAUAACCGUAAGAACCUUGCUGCUGUGAGGGAGGAGAUACUUUAUGCAUUAAGAGCUGCUCCUAAUGCUGCCCGUUUAGUCUUAGAUUCUCUGGAGGGAUUUUAUUGUAUGGAAGUGUCAAGCCUGGAUGUAAAGAAGGAUGCUAACUUAUUGGGUCUUCGCCGAACCUGUAUCAUGCUGAUGGAAUGUCUAAGUGAUUUCCUGAGCAACUCAGAUUGCGUUUCUAAUGUAAUUUCAGAAGAUAUCAAGGACAGGGCAAAGGCAGUUGCUGAAGAAUGGAAACCCAGAUUGGAUGCUCUUGACAUGGAUGCAAGCAAUGGGAAUUCCUUGGAGGCUCAUGCAUUUUUGCAACUUCUAGCCAGUUUUGGUAUUGCCUCUGGUUUUAACGAGCAUGAGUUGUCCAGGUUAAUUCCAAUGGUGUCUCGACGUCGCCAAACUGCUGAUUUAUGUCGUUGCCUUGGGUUGUCAGAGAAGAUGCCUGGUGUAAUUGCAGUUUUGGUGAACAGUGGGAGGCAUAUUGAUGCUGUUAACUUGGCUUUUGCUUUUGAUCUUACAGAGCAGUUUUCACCCAUUCCUUUACUGAAAUCUUACUUGAAGGAUGCUAGAAAAGCCUCUCCCGUCAAAAGUGUUAACUCAUCUCCCACUGCACAAAUUGAGGUCAACGAACGAGAGCUGAUUGCUCUUAAGGCUGUAAUUAAGUCCAUUGAAGAACAUAAACUUGAUGAGCAGUAUCCUCUGGAUCCUCUCCAGAAACGAGUUUUCCAACUAGAGAAGGCCAAGGCAGACAAGAAGAGGGUUACUGAAGCAACAAAGCCUCAACCCAAGAGACCCCGUGCGAAUGGUGUAGGAUAUGGUCCUCGUGUCACUAACUUUCCUUCUGACAAAACUUGCUAUGCUAGAGUUGCUGACAGGUACCCACAAUAUGUGUAUGAUCGAUCUUACAUGUACCCUGGACCCACUGACAAUCACUGCCCCCCUCUCUUUGGUUCUGCAACUUAUAACAUCUCUCCUAAUCUUGGCAACUACUUUGGAAAUGGCUAUCAAUACCAAGCUACAUAUCUCCACUAGUUAGCAGAGAUGGUGAACAGAUGACUAUGAUCCCUUUGUUUAAUAUUUAGUCUUAACCCUUAAGCUGUUGUAUGUUGCACUUUAUCAAUGUAGUCUUUAUGAACCGCUGAAACAGGUAAAAUGUCAUGUUAAAAUUUAGCUUUGUACUAGAAGAUAUUCUGAUCCUCUAAUGUAUGCACUCUGUUCUCUUUUUGUAUACGCUUACCUUUUACCUCUAGUAUAUUUUUCUCGUUUCU
Molecule: messenger RNA, 2069 nt
Organism: Abrus precatorius (Indian licorice)
Lineage: Eukaryota; Viridiplantae; Streptophyta; Magnoliopsida; Fabales; Fabaceae
Product: FRIGIDA-like protein 3
Exons: 4
Coding region: 199-1833 (544 amino acids)
Source: RefSeq, a predicted model, not a curated record